Penaeus chinensis is the source of this 1406-nucleotide messenger RNA. RefSeq names its product ribokinase-like. The record is from RefSeq and is a predicted model, not a curated record. The transcript is spliced from 7 exons. Bases 27 to 1007 code for a protein of 326 amino acids. Gene Ontology annotation, molecular function: kinase activity. Lineage: Eukaryota; Metazoa; Arthropoda; Malacostraca; Decapoda; Penaeidae.
CCAACCUUCUUCCGCAGUUCUCCGGCAUGACGCACCGCGGUAACAUCCGGCAGAGCUACGGCGGCGUCGGCAGGAACCUCGGAGACGCCCUCGCCCGUCUCGGUUGCGGCCCGUUGCUGAUCUCGGCCGUGGGCGACGACACGCACGCCCGCGCACUCACCGCCCACAACCCGAAGCUGGAACUCGGAGGGCUGGCGCGCGUGGGCGGCGCGAGCACCGCCGUCUACUGCGUGGUGCUCGACCAGGCCGGCGAGGCGCUCUUCGGCGUCGGAGACAUGACCGUGCACGACCAGGUCACGCCGGAGCACGUGAGUCAGUUUGAGGAUGAGAUCUGCUGCUCCCCACUGGUGGUCCUUGAUGGCAACAUGCCCCUCAACACCAUAGGAUACGUCCUCGAUCUGUGCAGCUCCUGUGGUGUCCCCGUGUGGUAUGAACCAACUGACAUCCAGAAGGCUAGCAAACCAUGGCAGACUGGCAGAGGUGACAAGGUUACCUUUUCAUCACCAAACUUAAAUGAAUUGCGGUCCAUUUGCAGACACCUUAGUUUAGGUGAACUACCUCCUCACGACCAUGUCACUGAAGGGGAAGACUUGACUGACCUAUUGGGGGCUAUAGUACACACAGCUAGCCCACUCUUGGACACCAUGUCAGCACUCAUGGUGACACUGGGCCCACAAGGCUUCAUGAUUUUACGCAAGGCAUCACCCGAGAAGAGCAACGACCCACUUCUCCUUCUGCCUCCUGCCCCUCAUUCCUCGGAUGGUGUUAUUGGUCAACACUUCUCAGGUCUGAAGAACCCCAAGAUUAUCUCUGUAUCUGGAGCUGGUGAUUGUUUGGCAGCAGGGUUCAUUGCCGGCAUGCUUCAAGGGAAGGCACCAAGUGAGUGCAGUGCCUUAGGAUUACAUGCUGCAUCGCUUUCACUAGCAGCUUCUCCCGCAGUUCCAGACACACUCUGCACGUCAGUUCUUCCUUGGGGACAGCAUCAAGCAUACAAAAUUGUUUUAUAGUUAAGCUUGGAUUAACUUAAUUAUUUUUCAGUUUCUUUCAAUGGUUUAAGUAUGCUCUUAUGGAAAAAUAUAUUUUUACUCUUCCAAUAACAUUUAUUUGAUACACCACCAAAUGUGCUGAAUCUCAAUGGCACUCUAUCUUAGGUUUUGUUCAUUCUUUGGAUAUACAGUGGUAACCUUGACAUCAAAAAUUUAUUGAAGAAUCCAAUUUAUACACUUUACUGCACAGAAGACAGCAAAGGCAGCUACUUAUUUUGCUGAAAAGUAUGAUGGGUAAAUGUCUAAUGUAAUCUCUACUACUACAAAAUAGUAAACACUGCUAGAGUUGAAUAUGGUAUUCUUGUUGUAGAAAUAGUUUUGUCAUAAAGCAGAUAAACUAAAUAAAGAGUAAUAACUGAA